Messenger RNA from Solenopsis invicta (red fire ant), 464 nucleotides. Its product is annotated as mediator of RNA polymerase II transcription subunit 15-like. NCBI's taxonomy places the organism in Eukaryota, Metazoa, Arthropoda, Insecta, Hymenoptera, Formicidae. The transcript is spliced from 3 exons. The record is from RefSeq and is a predicted model, not a curated record. The coding region runs from base 1 to 369 and encodes 122 amino acids.
AUGGGAACAGAAAAUGUUCCUCCACAAAUGAAUAAAAUGGUGCCUGGACAAAUGGGACAAUUAGGUGCUGGACAGAUACAACAAAAUAUGCAGGAUCAUAUUACGGGACCAAUAGUCAGUAUACAGACUAGUAUACCGCAACAAUUGAGUCAAAUUGACUCUGGACAAUUAGGUCGUGGUCAGAUGCAGCAGCAGUUAAACCAUAUUCAAAGAAAGCCAGGUGAAAUGAUGAAUACUGGAUUUCAUAGCCCACAUAACGUUACGCCGAAUCAAUUUUUGAGACAGAAUCCAUCUCCUUCAGCUCCAAGCUUAGCUCGUUUAUUGGAUACAUUAAACUAUAUGUAUGGACCGUCUCCAAGUAAAUCGUAAAAUAAUCCUGACAGUGUAGGCGCAACACAAAGCCAUCAGCAAGAAAAUCACGUUUACAGAGAUAAAGUCAAACAGCUAAGCAAAUAAAUAGAGAA